This is a messenger RNA of Notechis scutatus (mainland tiger snake), 1237 nucleotides long. It is a transcript of the gene RIBC1, whose product is annotated as RIB43A domain with coiled-coils 1. Lineage: Eukaryota; Metazoa; Chordata; Lepidosauria; Squamata; Elapidae. The record is from RefSeq and is a predicted model, not a curated record.
UCCAGGGAAAUCGCUGGGUCGUUAGUUUACAGGGAAUCUCUCGCUCUGAACGGCCGGUCAGAAGUUUCUAACGUUUCUUGCAGCCCACUGUGCAACGAUGUAUAAGGUGGACAUUCAGGCCGACCUGAGAGAGGCGGCUGCCGUUGAAGCCCGCCGGAACCGGGAGAAGCAGAGACAGAGCCGCAUCUUCAAUGCUCGCUACCGUACAAUGGGGGUGGACAUAGAAGGCUUGAAGAGGCAAGUGGAAGAGCGCAAACUGAGAGAGAAUACAGAGAAGCGACGAGAAGAAGCCUUUGAUGCAGACAGGGUGCAGUGUGACAAGGUUGCCCAGAUGUUAGAGGAAGAGGAGCACCAGCGGAAGAAACAGUUAUGCCAGGAUCUGGUGGAGUUCCGUGAGCGGGAGCAGCAGCCUUCUAAGCGGCGGGAAUGGGAUAUCCAUGACCCUGAGGCGGUACGCAAAGGGCAGCCGGCCCGUGUGAGUGAUGAUGACCCACGCUGCGGCCCUUCUAGCAUGCAGUGCUUUGCUGGUGAGGAUCUGAACUUCGUUGCCCGCCAAAAACUGCAGAAGGAGCACAACAAGCUUGUGCUGGAGGAGCAGAGAAAUGAACUGAAUAAGAAACUCGCUGAUCAACAAUAUGCGGAUAAUCUGGAAGGCAAAAAAAGGAUAGAGCUGGAUUUGCGAGCCCAGGAGCUGGCACAAUUAGAGGAAGAAUGUCGCAGGGCUAAAGCCAUGGCCUUGGCAGAUUUUAACCGAGCCCAGGCUGCAGAGGUUGCGGAGCAGCAACAUGUAUCCCAGCAGCGUGAGCAAGAUGAUAACUAUGCUGAGAUCCACAACCAUCUGACUGGCAAUCUCCUGUUGGAAGACCCUAGCGUUGCUAAAAGCUUGUUGGGGUCACACCGUGUGAUAACUGACCGCUGGAAGGGGAUGAGCCCUGAGCAGCUGCAGGCUGUGUGGCAAAUGCAGAAAAAACAAUGCCGAGAAAACCAGAGACUUCGGCAACUGGAAAGGCAACGGGAUGCUGAGUGGGACAGACAGAGGGAACUGGCAGCUCGUGCAGCCAUGCAGAUGGAGGAGCAAGAACAGGAUUUCCGUGAGCAACUGAAGAAGAGCCUGGACGAUUACAACCGAGAAUUGGCUGAUGCACAGAAAUCCAACUUGAAGUAUCUGGAGAAAGAAGUCUACACCAAUGCACCUACAGCCCACUAUUAUUUACAAUUUAAUACUAGCAGCCGUUGA